Molecule: messenger RNA, 6895 nt
Organism: Mauremys mutica (yellowpond turtle)
Lineage: Eukaryota; Metazoa; Chordata; Testudines; Geoemydidae
Gene: UNC13B
Product: unc-13 homolog B
Exons: 41
Coding region: 299-5230 (1643 amino acids)
Biological process (GO): synaptic vesicle maturation; synaptic vesicle priming; synaptic transmission, glutamatergic
Cellular component (GO): synaptic vesicle membrane; presynaptic membrane; plasma membrane
Molecular function (GO): phospholipid binding; diacylglycerol binding; calcium ion binding
Source: RefSeq, a predicted model, not a curated record
UCCCAGCCCCGCCCCCUCGGGCCGGGAUUGGCCGCGGCGCUGCCCUGUGGAGCCGGCGAUUGUCCCCGCGGCCCGGGCGGCCCCUCCCCCGGGUCAUGGCGCUGCCGUCCGCCCGGCCCCGCUCCGCGCCUUGAGUCGCCGCGCCCCGGCCGGAGGGGAGCCGGCGCUGCGGACGGUCCGGUGCCGCCGUGCCCGGGCGGGGGCAUGAGGAGAGCGCGGGGAGCGGCGGCAGCAGGCGGCCUCGCGGGGGUGAGCUGAGGCGGGCGCGGGCUGAGGGGAGCCGCGCCGGGCCCGCGCCAUGUCCCUGCUCUGCGUGCGAGUGAAAAAAGCAAAACUCCAGGGGCCACCAGAUAAAUUUAAUACCUAUGUGACCUUGAAAGUGCAAAAUGUGAAGAGUACAACAGUUGCAGUGCGAGGGGACCAGCCCUGCUGGGAACAAGACUUCAUGUUUGAGAUCAGUCGGCUGGACCUGGGCCUGAUUGUUGAAGUAUGGAACAAAGGGCUGAUCUGGGACACUAUGGUUGGGACUGUGUGGAUUGCACUUAAGGCCAUCCGGCAGUCCGAUGAGGAAGGACCUGGAGAGUGGUCUACGCUGGAGGCAGAGGUCGUAAUGAAGCAUGAUGAGAUCUGUGGGACCAAAAAGCCAACUCCCCAUAAAAUUUUGCUGGAUACAAGAUUCGAGUUACCUUUUGAUAUCCCUGAGGAGGAAGCCAGAUAUUGGACCAAAAAACUAGAACAGAUAAACUCUUUGGGAGAUCGUGGUGAGUAUUCAUUUUCAGAAGAAGUCCAGAAGAAACCAUUGCCCACUGCUGCCUCCCAGUGUUCCUUGGAAGACCCUGAUAGUGCAGUGGAUGAUAGAGACAGUGACUACCGCAGUGAGACCAGCAACAGCAUUCCUCCUCCUUACCACACAAUCUCACAGCCCAACGCCUCUGUGCACCAGUUCACUGUGCCCUCUCGCCUGCAGCAGCAGGGUGUGUCUCGGGACUCCUGCAUGGACUCCAUGCAGAGCUAUGAUCUGGAUUACCGGGAACGUAUGGCCGUCAGGCGAUAUGAUAGCAUAGAUUCCACUGUGAGUGGCCGAUCUGACCUAGAAUCUGCAUCUGAGUCUAGUCAAAUGACAAGCCGCCAGUACUCGCUAGAAAGCAGGCAGUCUCUAGAUUUGUCCGAUAGUCCUGCUGGAAGUAGCAGGUAUGGCUCCUCAUGUAACGUCAGUCAGGGGAGCUCUCAGCUGAGUGAGCUGGACCAUUACCAUGAAAGCACCCAUGGGUCUGAGCAAGAGGAUGAACACCGGGAAGGGGAAUCCAAUCAUUCCUGUCACAGCUCUGGCAGCUAUCAGAAGGAUGGCCAGGAGUGGCGCACUGAGCCGGAGGAACACCCUGAGCAUCACAGCGAAACAACAGAGAAGGAAAAGGUCUGUGUGAGAGAGGAGACAGCUGAAGAUCAUUCUGCAUCCAGAUUAACCCCACAACUUGAGAAGCCCAAGGAUAUCCCUGCAGGGCGGCCAGAGAGUUACCUUGAUGAAAAUGAACCCCCAGCAUUUUCUCCUGCAAGAGCUCGCUGGCUCCGAGCCAUUAACAAAAUACGAGUACGGCUUCAGGAGGGUCAAGAUGAUGAAGAUUCACCAAAACCACCUUGGUUCAAAGAAGGGCCUGCAGGUGGUCUCUAUGGCAUUGACAGCAUGCCUGAUCUACGCAAAAAGAAACCAAUUCCACUUGUCAGUGAUUUGGCUAUGUCACUGGUUCAAUCCAGGAAGGCUGGAAUUACCUCAGCAAUGGCCACUAGAACUUCUCUUAAGGAUGAGGAGCUGAAAUCUCAUGUAUAUAAGAAGACCCUGCAAGCCUUAAUUUACCCUAUCUCCUGCACAACCCCUCACAAUUUUGAGGUGUGGACAGCUACAACCCCUACCUAUUGCUAUGAGUGUGAAGGGCUCCUAUGGGGCAUUGCAAGGCAGGGUAUGCGCUGCACUGAAUGUGGGGUCAAAUGUCACGAGAAGUGCCAAGAUCUGCUCAAUGCUGAUUGCUUACAGAGAGCAGCAGAGAAGAGCUGUAAACAUGGAGCAGAGGAUCGGACCCAAAACAUCAUCAUGGCCAUGAAGGAUCGCAUGAAGAUUCGGGAACGGAACAAGCCAGAAAUCUUUGACUUGAUCAGAGAUGUUUUUAGUGAGAGCAAAUUAACACAUGCUCAGCAAAUGAAGACAGUGAAACAGAGCGUGCUGGAUGGCACCUCCAAAUGGUCAGCUAAAAUCACUAUCACCGUGGUUUGUGCUCAAGGUCUGCAGGCCAAGGACAAAACUGGAUCCAGUGAUCCAUAUGUGACAGUUCAAGUUGGCAAAACAAAGAAGAGAACUAAAACAAUUUUUGGGAAUCUGAAUCCUGUUUGGGAGGAGAAAUUCCACUUUGAGUGCCAUAACUCCUCGGAUCGGAUCAAAGUGCGCGUCUGGGAUGAGGAUGAUGACAUUAAAUCUCGUGUCAAGCAGAGGCUGAAACGUGAGUCGGACGAUUUCUUGGGUCAGACCAUCAUCGAAGUCCGCACAUUGAGUGGAGAGAUGGAUGUAUGGUACAAUCUUGAGAAAAGAACCGAUAAAUCUGCUGUAUCUGGUGCUAUACGCUUACAGAUCAAUGUGGAAAUAAAAGGAGAGGAGAAGGUGGCUCCGUAUCACAUUCAGUACACCUGCCUUCAUGAAAACCUCUUCCACUAUCUCACAGACAUUCAAGGGAGUGGGGUGGUGAAGAUCCCUGAUGCCAAAGGAGAUGAUGCCUGGAAGGUGUAUUUUGAUGAGACAGCCCAAGAAAUAGUGGAUGAAUUUGCAAUGCGUUAUGGUAUAGAAACAAUAUACCAGGCUAUGACGCACUUUGCAUGUCUGUCCUCCAAGUACAUGUGUCCAGGAGUGCCAGCUGUGAUGAGCACCUUACUGGCCAAUAUCAAUGCCUACUACGCACACACUACUGCAUCCACAAACGUGUCUGCUUCUGACCGCUUUGCAGCCUCAAACUUUGGGAAAGAAAGGUUUGUUAAACUGCUGGACCAGCUGCACAAUUCACUCCGUAUCGACCUCUCCAUGUAUAGGAACAAUUUCCCAGCCAGCAGCCCUGAGCGGUUACAGGACUUGAAAUCCACCGUGGACUUGCUGACCAGCAUCACAUUUUUCAGAAUGAAGGUUCAAGAACUACAGAGCCCACCUCGAGCCAGCCAAGUAGUGAAGGACUGUGUGAAGGCCUGUCUCAACUCAACCUAUGAAUACAUCUUCAACAAUUGCCAUGAACUGUAUAGUCGCGAGUACCAGACAGAUCCCAACAAAAAUCAGGACCUUCCUCCUGAGGAGCAAGGCCCCAGCAUCAGGAACUUGGAUUUCUGGCCUAAACUCAUCACUCUGAUAGUUUCCAUUAUAGAAGAGGAUAAAAAUUCAUAUACCCCUGUUCUGAACCAGUUUCCUCAGGAGCUCACUGUUGGGAAGGUCAGUGCUGAAGUCAUGUGGAACCUUUUUGCCCAGGAUAUGAAAUACGCCAUGGAAGACCAUGAGAAGCACAGACUGUGUAAAAGUGCAGACUAUAUGAAUUUGCACUUCAAGGUGAAAUGGCUGUACAACGAGUAUGUCCGCGAGCUGCCUGCCUUCAAGGGCAAAGUGCCCGACUAUCCAGCAUGGUUUGAGCAGUUUGUGAUGCAGUGGCUGGAUGAGAAUGAAGAUGUUUCCCUGGAAUUCCUGCAUGGAGCCCUGGAGAGAGAUAAGAAAGAUGGGUUCCAGCAAACAUCUGAGCAUGCUCUGUUCUCCUGCUCGGUGGUGGAUGUCUUCACACAGCUCAAUCAGAGCUUUGAGAUCAUUAAGAAGCUGGAAUGUCCGGACCCUGAGAUUGUUGCUCACUAUAUGAGGAGGUUUGCUAAGACAAUUGGGAAAGUGCUGAUGCAGUACGCUGACAUUCUCUCCAAGUGUUUCCAGUCCUACUGCUCCAAGGAGAAACUACCCUGCAUCCUGAUGAACAACAUUCAGCAGCUGAGAGUGCAGCUCGAGAAGAUGUUUGAGGCCAUGGGUGCUAAGGAGCUGGACCCAGAAGCAAGUGACAAUCUCAAAGAGCUCCAAGUGAAACUGAACAAUGUUUUGGAUGAGCUCAGUGUUGUGUUUGGUAACAGCUUUCAGAGCCGUAUUGAUGAGUGUGUCAAGCAGAUGUCAGAUAUACUCUGUCAAGUGAAAGGGACAGGAAAUAUCCCUGCAAAUGCCAGGAACACGGUGGCGCAAGACGCGGACAAUGUCCUGAGGCCAUUAAUGGACUUCCUGGAUGGAAACCUGACGCUCUUUGCCACGGUGUGUGAAAAGACCGUGCUGAAGCGGGUGCUGAAGGAGCUCUGGAGGGUGGUGAUGAAUACCAUGGAGAAGCUCAUUGUGCUGCCUCCGCUCACAGACCACACGGGUACGCAGUUGAUUUUCAGUGCUGCUAAGGAACUGGGACACUUGUCAAAGUUGAAGGAUCACAUGGUGAAGGAAGAAACUAGAAGUCUCACUCCAAAGCAGUGUGCGGUUCUGGACCUGGCUCUGGAUACUAUAAAACAAUAUUUCCAUGCUGGUGGGAACGGUCUAAAGAAAACCUUCUUGGAGAAGAGCCCAGACCUGCAGUCGCUCCGCUACGCGCUGUCCCUCUACACUCAGACCACAGACACUCUCAUCAAAACCUUUGUCCAGACACAGACAGCUCAGGGUUCUGGUGUGGAUGAUCCAGUGGGUGAAGUGUCCAUACAGAUCGACCUGUAUACACACCCAGGAACUGGUGAACACAAGGUCACAGUGAAAGUUGUGGCAGCCAAUGACCUGAAAUGGCAAACAUCCGGCAUGUUCCGCCCAUUUGUUGAAGUCACUAUGAUUGGACCUCAUCAAAGCGACAAGAAAAGAAAGUUCACAACCAAAUCGAAGAGCAACAACUGGGCACCCAAAUACAACGAAACCUUUCACUUCAUAUUGGGGAAUGAAGACGGCCCAGAUGCCUAUGAGCUCCAGGUCUGUGUGAAGGAUUACUGCUUUGCUCGGGAAGAUCGGGUCCUGGGGAUAGCUGUGAUGCAGCUCAGAGAUAUAGCGGACAAAGGAAGCUGUGCUUGCUGGUGUCCACUAGGCCGUAGGAUUCACAUGGACGAGACGGGGCUCACGGUCCUGAGGAUUCUUUCUCAACGAACCAAUGACGAAGUGGCCAGAGAGUUUGUAAAGUUGAAAUCGGAGUCCCGCUCCACAGAAGAAGGCACCUGAGCUGAGCUCUGAACAUUCCCGCUCUCGUUUUCCUUGUGCCAAUAUGUGCAAGUGUUCAACCAUUUUCUUUUACUAAUUACAAAAGGUUUUUCAGUUAGUCUGUGUUAGCUCCAAUAGCGCACGUGCCGUACCGGAAACAAAUCCACCAAUCGGAUGUGAAUUAUUUAUUGUUUAGUGGGGGUAAGGCAUCAUAGAGAAUGAGACACACACUUUUAUUUAAGAUACAAAUUGUGCUUUGUACAAAAUGGUUUUCUCACUGGGCGGGGCACACUGUUGCGGUGUGGAGAUGGAGCACUGUGAUUUGAUCCUCUAGAAUUGGCAGACAUGAAAUGUCUUCAGAAUCAAACAUGAAACAAACCACUCAGACAUGUUGGGAGGAGAACAAUGCUUUUGGUUGUUGGAAAAGCACAGUUGUUCCCCUUACUGUAGAGCUGCCAAAGGAUGUUCUGGUGUCGAUAAUGCCAGUCCAUGCCAACAUGACAUGCGGGCACAUCAGCAUCAACUUAAAAAAUGCUGCAUGUUUUUUAGACUAUGCAGCUAGAAUGAAGUAUGACCAAGAUGGUGCUGUCAUGAGUGGAGUCAGGACAAGCAAGCCAAGAACCCAGGUGUCCAAGCCUUUGCCCAACUGAGAGCGGCAAAGACAGCUAACCAAGAGUAGAUCACAGCUGAGCACAUUGUCACUAGUUGGUGCAGCCAUAUCGCUGUGAAAUGAGGGCUGUUGCAGGCUGCUAGAUUCCACGAGCCAUACUCUGGGCACCUCUGACCCAUGGAAUGAGCACUACGGUGAUGACAAAUUAAAUGGCUGCUGUAUGUUGAUUUUAACUUCAGCGCUGUGCUAUUACUAGGUUUUUGACACGUAGAAACACGGAGGGUUUGGGUUUGAGUUGGUGGUUCAAUAUUUACAAGAUUUCAACUGCAUUUGUUUCCAUGGAGUAGCUGAGGAUUCCUUGCUAUAUACCCUGAUGCAAUGGCCUAUCUGGGGCAGACACAGCAUGUGCUCAUCAGAAAGAAUUCUGUCCAUUCACACAGGUUGGGGAGGGAGUGGGACUUUUCUCUCUUGAUCACAAGGUUGCUGUUGGCCAUGCAGAGGAUAGUUUGCAUAAGUAUGACUGUCAGUCAUUCUGUGAAUUCAUGUCACCAUGGGAAAUAUUUUUGCACUAGAUAAAAGGAGUGUCCAAUUUGUUUCUUGUAAAAUGAGAAGUCUUGAGCAAAAAUGAUUACGGGGACAUCAGGAUUGGCUUUUAACAUAUUUCUUAGGUUGGGAGACAAAGAUUAGGAUUUGUACUUGAGACUUCUUUUCCUUCCUAUUUGCAGCCAAGUGAGCACUGUCCCAUUCUGAAAUGGAAGGUGGAACAAGCCAGUCCUGGCACAUAAUGUACUGUAACACUGUCAAUGAAGUCAAGGACUGCAUAUUGGGUGAUUCCUUUUGUAUUUUAUUUUCUAUUUUUCUCUGACAUUUGUACAGCUGUAUGAUAUGAAUCUUGUACUUCACAGGCCUGCUUGUAGAGUUCUCAGAGACUGCAUACCUGCUUUGUUAUUGUCUAUAGAUGUAUUAUAAUAAUGAUCUUCAAAACUCUGACCAAUUGUUAUGAUUUUUAAUCAUUGUCUGUGCCAUUGUUUUAGGAAAUGAUAGUACAGUCUUUAAUAAAUUAUCUUUUAGCAGCA